Messenger RNA from Fragaria vesca subsp. vesca, 2005 nucleotides. RefSeq names its product ADP,ATP carrier protein 3, mitochondrial-like. Gene Ontology annotation, biological process: mitochondrial ATP transmembrane transport; mitochondrial ADP transmembrane transport. Gene Ontology annotation, cellular component: mitochondrial inner membrane. The transcript is spliced from 4 exons. Gene Ontology annotation, molecular function: ATP:ADP antiporter activity. The coding region runs from base 73 to 1212 and encodes 379 amino acids. NCBI's taxonomy places the organism in Eukaryota, Viridiplantae, Streptophyta, Magnoliopsida, Rosales, Rosaceae. The record is from RefSeq and is a predicted model, not a curated record.
CUCUCUCUCUCUCUCUCUCUCUCUCUCUCUCUCAUCGUCGACCUCCUCAGGUCACUGGCUUGAGUUAUAAUCAUGGCUCAUGGGUCGUCCAAUCCAUCUAUAUUUCAGAAAUUACAUGGGCAGUCCAGCCUCAUUCCUAAGCUUUCUCCCAACUUGAACAGCAGAAACUAUGGUUUAACUGGCGCUUAUGCAAAUGGAGGCUUGCAAGGACCCCUGCUCCCAGCUUGCCAAAGCACUCCCCUGGCACAGCUCUCGCCGUUGUCUACCAUUUUGGUACAGGCUCCGGCAGAGAAAGGGGCUGCUGGUUUUGCUGUUGAUUUCCUUAUGGGAGGUGUAUCUGCUGCUGUUUCUAAAACAGCUGCUGCUCCAAUUGAGCGUAUUAAGCUAUUAAUCCAGAACCAGGAUGAGAUGAUCAAGGCUGGUCGUCUUUCUGAACCAUACAAGGGGAUUACUGACUGCUUUGCCCGAACAAUGAAGGAUGAGGGUGUCAUUGCUCUGUGGAGAGGAAAUACUGCUAAUGUUAUCAGAUACUUUCCUACCCAGGCCUUAAACUUUGCUUUCAAGGAUUAUUUCAAGAGGCUUUUCAACUUCAAGAAGGACAGAGAUGGCUACUGGAAGUGGUUUGCUGGGAACCUGGCGUCUGGUGGUGCUGCUGGUGCUUCAUCUCUUCUGUUUGUUUAUUCCUUGGACUAUGCUAGAACACGUUUGGCAAAUGAUGCUAAAGCUGCCAAAAAGGGUGGGGAGAGGCAGUUUAAUGGUAUGAUCGAUGUGUACAAGAAAACCCUAAAGUCUGAUGGUAUUGCUGGGCUGUAUCGUGGAUUUAACAUCUCAUGUGUUGGGAUUAUUGUGUAUCGUGGGCUCUACUUUGGAAUGUAUGAUUCUCUGAAACCUGUGGUUCUGGUGGGUAGCUUGCAGGAUAGUUUCUUUGCUAGUUUUUUGCUCGGAUGGGGAAUUACAAUUGGAGCUGGAUUGGCUUCAUACCCAAUUGACACAGUGCGCAGAAGGAUGAUGAUGACAUCAGGAGAAGCAGUAAAAUAUAAAAGCUCUUUGGUUGCCUUUAAGCAAAUUGUCAAAAAUGAGGGUGCUAAAUCUCUAUUUAAAGGUGCUGGAGCAAACAUAUUGCGUGCUGUUGCAGGUGCUGGUGUGCUUGCUGGCUAUGACAAGCUGCAAGUCAUUGUUCUUGGCAAGAAGUAUGGAUCUGGUGGUGGUUAAAUGUGAUGUUAUGUUGAUGAAAGCGUAGUGUUUGAUUAUGUCUAAUGGCUUGGUGGAAUAAGUUUAGAUGACUGAUAGUGCUUUCAUGUCUUCACAUAUUUAGGGAACUGUUAUUAGAAAAUCAUAGGUACAAGGAUGAAAUUUGAGUUGUAGGUGUUUUAUAACUUCCUGUGAGUUAUAAGUUGGUGUGUAUGGGGGUGCCUAUUUCUGAGUUAUCUGUUCAUGAAUGUUACCAGCAGCUGUGUUAGGGGCUCUAAAUUAGGUAAGCCAUGAAUCAGUUGGAUUAUUGAAAGGAGUAGUUUCUCAAACAUUGAUGCCACUAUGGGCCAAUGGCACUUCAUUUUUUUCACACUGCCUCUCCCAUUGGCCUUCAGGCAAGACUAACCAAGUACAAACAAAAACGAGGUAGGUACGUGGAGCAAAUGAAGGGGGAUAGCCUCAAACUUUCCUUGAGUUUGAAGAAAACCGAAGGUUAGCCUGCUGUCUGGGUUUGGUCUUAUCUGGGGAUUGAAGAUGUCUUUCUCCAGCUCCACUUGGAACAACUGUGAAAACUACCUAUAUGGAAUGAGGUAGGUCUUUAAUCGUUAUCAAAGAAAAUAACUCGAUAUUUAGGCUAUGUACUAUUAGCACUAUUAUUGCCAUCAUACUCUCUUCUCUCUUCCAAAUAUGAAUGUACAAGAUUCAUAUUAAAGCCGGAAUUGUAAUGGUGGACUGUCGCUAGCCAGCCAGAACAUAUUUUCUUCCAGCAUUAUCAUCUGGUCUGAAUAAAAUGAUUGAAGAGGAGACUAGUAAC